CAAAAUUUUUCCCCUUCCCUUUUCUUCUCCCAUCCCUUCGGUUCCCCCCCCCCCCCCCGCGCCAAAACCCCAAUCUCCUCGCCCUCCGCCGCCGAUCGCGGCGGCGCGGCGGCGAUGCCGAUCGAGAUCGACUGGGAGGAGGUGAUGCCGACCACCACCACCGCCUCCUCCUCCCACGGCGACGAUGUCGAGGUCCGCUUCGUCUCGACCUCCACGCGGUCGUCGGUGGCGCAGCGGCUGCGGCCGCGGGGGGCGAGGACGGAGGAGGAGGCGGAGAUCGUGAGGAUGAGGGACGACGAGCUGCGGAGGGAGAUGGCGUUCGCGGGCCGCCUCCGGCCCCGGUUCGAGGGGAUCCUCUGCGACGGCGGGGAGGGGAACCGCCGCCGCCGCGCGCUGCUCGAGGCCGAGGCGCGCCGCCGGGGGAUCGGCCCUGCCGCCGCGAAGGAUGGAGAUGACCGUCACUCUACCUCACGCGAUGUAUUCAGUUUCGAUAUUGAAGAUCAGCUUGGGGAAGAUGCAUCUCGCAGGUUCUGUGGUAAACCAUGGCCCGUUUCUUCUACAAAGGAGAACUAUGGUCAGCUAGGUAUUGAAACACGGAGAAGUUCAAGGCAAAUUGAACAGCGGAAACCCAUUUCAGUGGAUAAGAUGUACUCGAGCAAACCAUGUUCUUCAACUUUAUCUGGGCACAAACUGAGAGUUCAUGCCAUUGAUCCUGAUGAGAAAGCUGAUGAUGAAAAAUCUGAACCAAGUACAAGAUACUCUUUCAGAAAUUAUAUUAAGAAGAGGAAGGAAAAACAUCAGUCGUGUCUCUCUGAUUUUCAAAAGGUUCAAGACGUAGUUCUCUUGGAUGAUGAAGAUGUUCAGCCUGAGGGUCAAGUAGACUGUAGGAUGCAUGACAGAAGGAACGAGACCAUGAUUUACUACCCAUCAAGAGAUGAUCCAGAAGCUGUAGAGCUUAGCAGCUCAGAUAUUAAAUGUCUUGAUCCUGGGGUAUAUUUAUCAUCACCAGUGAUAAACUUCUACAUUCAGUACAUGAAGAGGACCAAACUGCAUGAUGAUGAUUGCAGAGAAAAAUUCUACAUAUUUAACACAUAUUUCUAUAGCAAGCUUGAAGAGGCUUUAUUGGGGAAGGGUGAGUUUCUGAAAUUGAGAAGAUGGUGGAAAGGUGUCAAUAUAUAUCACACAUCAUACAUCAUCUUGCCAAUCCAUGGAACGGCACACUGGAGCUUGAUUAUCAUCUGCUUUCCUUCCAAAGAAAGUAAUUCAGGGCCGAUCAUACUUCAUCUGGACUCCCUUGAGCUGCAUUCGAGUGCUAAGAUUUUUGACACCGUUAGGAGAUACCUUGAAGCAGAAUGGUGCCAUUUACGGAAGAAUCCCCCUCCCGAUAUUUCAAUUUCAGAGACAAUAUGGGAUGAUCUUCCAAGCAAUAUACAGAAAGAAAAAGUUCAGGUUCCACAGCAGAAGAAUGAGUAUGACUGUGGUAUCUUCAUGCUUUAUUAUAUUGAACGGUUUAUAAGGCUAGCACCAGAAAGAUUCACUCGAGAUAAUCUUAGCAUGUUUAGUCGUAGUUGGUUCCAGCCUGAAGAUGCUUCUGAUCUAAGACAGAGAAUACGAGAACUGCUGUUGGAAGAAUUUGAAAGUGCCAGGCUGGAUGAAGCUUUGUCGGAGGCUGACACAUCUGACCGAUCCGAUAAUGAAGAAGAUGCCACAAAGAGCGCAGAAUCAGAACAAGCAGCAGCAGCAGCAGCCCCUGGCAAUGGUAGUUCAGAAAUGAUCGUAGAGGGUGGAGACACUGGCAUAAGUAAUGAAGACAUCAAGGGGGUCGCGGCAUCAAAAGAAGCAAGCUCUAGCAUCUGCAGAAGCGCUGACAAUCUCGCGGGCUGUGUUCUUUUGGAAGAAGCUACAUUGUCGGAUAGCGUGAUGAAGGAUGAAGAAGACACUACAAAAGCAGAUCCUGUUAGCUCACAAGAUGAACAAGAAGUUGCAGUUUUAUCCCCUGGUGCAUGGAAAAACAGUGAAGAGAACACACAUAAACAGCCACAGCCAGAUAUAUGUUGCGACAGCUCCGACAGUGAGAUGGACGAUGUGAAGAUCAUUGAAGAUCCAUAUCAAAGAACUAACAAGCAAAAUUGUCGCAUCUUUUGACAUGAAGGGCUCAUGCGUCACACCAUCUGUUCCAUUUCCAGGAUGAUAAACAAAAUUUGGCAGAUGCUUGUGCAUGCAAAAAUUUUGGAGAUGCCUGUUGCCACAUGCCAAAUGGAUGAUGUGACUACCUGAUACAACAUCUCAACUGCAUGAUGGUUGUUGAAUUGAAGAAGUAAAUGAGUGAAGGUGGGUUACACAUAAUCUGCCUCCCUCUCCCUUCUCUUGUUCUUUGCCCAUGGUGGUAGUUUUUUUUUUUUUUUUUUCCUUUCAUUUUUGGCAGGAAGACCAUGGUGUAGUCACGGGAAGUGUACAGUGUACAGGCCAAGCAUAUACGGAGUAGGUCAGAAUGCUAGUUAUGUAUGGACACAUUGUUUAUAUUCCUAAUAUGAGAUAUUAAGCUAUUGAAAUACUUCCAACAUGUUUUUGGAGUCAA
Molecule: messenger RNA, 2578 nt
Organism: Oryza sativa Japonica Group (Japanese rice)
Lineage: Eukaryota; Viridiplantae; Streptophyta; Magnoliopsida; Poales; Poaceae
Product: ubiquitin-like-specific protease 1C
Biological process (GO): proteolysis
Molecular function (GO): cysteine-type peptidase activity
Source: RefSeq, a predicted model, not a curated record